Messenger RNA from Halteromyces radiatus, 594 nucleotides. RefSeq lists its product as uncharacterized. The coding region runs from base 1 to 594 and encodes 197 amino acids. Lineage: Eukaryota; Fungi; Mucoromycota; Mucoromycetes; Mucorales; Cunninghamellaceae. The transcript is spliced from 2 exons. The record is from RefSeq and is a predicted model, not a curated record.
AUGCCUUCUUCAGUAUUGGCUAAACGUUUUGAAGCCGAUAUUUUGAAUCAAACAAGAACAAUAACAUCCUCUUCUUCUUCACCUAGUCGAAAUACUUAUUUUUUAGAUGGUGGACAUCGAUUUAUUUCUUUACCGACAUUAGGGACUCAUACCAAGACAGCGGCACAUAUCUCCAGGGUAUUUGAAGAAUGGCUACAAAACAAAUUAUAUCAUCAACAUAUGGCUGAUGAUCGAUUACCUAUCUUGGAAGACAGUGUGGACUUGUUAGCCGAGGAUAUCAUGAACAAACUGAAAUCAAGACAAUCUGUACGUGGUCUUAUUGGUGGGGUGGCGAAAAUCAUGAUCAAGAUUCGAACAGGCCAUAUGUAUUGUUUCCAUCAACAAACCGAUAAUGGUCUUCCUUCCAUCGAGGCAAAUGUCAUGGACUUUAUACAACAAUUUCCUUUGUUUUUAGAUACCGUUAUCUAUGUCGUGCCUACCUAUACCGAACAUGUCCAGGAUGAUUGCAUUCCUAUCCUCAUUACCAUUGAAAACGUCAGUACCAAUCCCUCAGAUCCAUAUUAUCUAUUUGAAAAUGUAUCUCUUUUAGGGUAG